AUGAUAACAUGUUUUGAAGAUCUUUCCAAUGAAAUUCUUUAUGAUAUAUUCGAGUUUUUUGAUAGUUAUGAUAUUUAUGAAAUAUUUUCUAAUCUUAACAAUCGUUUUUAUUAUCUUAUUAUACAUUCAUCUUUACCACUUAAACUUAAUUUUUCUUUUUUAUCAAAAACAACUUUUCAACAUCGAUACAAUACUAUUUUAAUGUCAAAUAUACAUCGUAUUAUAUCUCUUCAAUUUUCAAAUCAUCUUCUUAUUGAUUAUUUCUUCACAUCAUUUUCUUUCGAUUCAUCUUUUAUUCGCCUUGAAAUUUUAACUUUACAUAAUACGAAAUUUGAUACUCUUAUUUCUAUUCUUACAACUCUACCAUUUUUACCACGUCUUUAUUCUCUUAUUAUAACUAUUAUUGAAAAAAUACGAUCUCCAGAUGAUAUCUAUUGUUUAAUUAUACGUUUACCUGUAUUAAAAUAUUGUAAAUUAUCAUUCGAAUUAUGGAAUCGAAAUAUUAAUUUACCAUUGAAUAAUGAUGAAUAUAGUUAUAUUGAACAUCUUAUUAUUAAUACAAAAUGUAAUCUUGAUCAAUUAAAUAAUUUUCUUAUUUAUUUACCAAAUCUUAAUCAUUUAUCAUGUGAAAUAUCAACAUUAAAUAGUAAACAAAUCAAUAUGUCUAUUAUAUCAAAAAAUUUCGUUAAACUUUGUCUUAAAUUAGAAGAUACAUCAUUUGAUGAAUUUGAAUGGUGUAUUUCAUGUUUUUCACAUCAACUUCAAUCCUUAAGUAUUUCUACUCAACGUGAUAUUGAAUUUUUAAAUGCUGAUCGAUGGGAAAAAUUAAUUUUAUGUCAAAUGCCACAUUUAUGUCGAUUUAAUUUUCGACAUCAAAUAAUUACAGAUGAAAAUAUGAUUGAUUAUUCCAGAUAUCAUUUAUUAAUCGAUAAAUUCAAAUCAUCAUUUUGGACUAAUCGACAAUGGUUUUUUACACAUCAACAUUAUAAAUUAAAAGAUUUUACUUCUUGGAUCAUAUUUUAUUCUAUACAACCAUAUAGGUACAAAAACUAA
This is a messenger RNA of Rotaria sp. Silwood2, 1053 nucleotides long. Lineage: Eukaryota; Metazoa; Rotifera; Eurotatoria; Philodinida; Philodinidae. The record is from the annotation of a GenBank genome assembly.